AUGUCACGCAAUAAAGACAAGUACGAAAGCAACAACCCCCGGAGGCAGCAAACAUUUCUGACCGCCGAGGACAUUGCCGCCGGGAAGAAGACGUGUUGGCACGGCAUUGAGAUAACGGGCAGUGUGCGCAACCUUAGUCCGACGCUCUGGAAGUUCGAGCACCUUACUGCACUCUUCCUAAACGAUAACUGUCUGACUCGUGUGCCGCAUCAGAUCGGUCAGCUGGCCAACCUCCGGACGCUCGAUCUGUCCGCGAACAAGCUGCGCAGUUUACCGGCUGAGCUGGGAGAGCUGAUACAACUACGGGAAUUACUGUUGAACAAUAAUUACCUGCGAGUGCUUCCGUACGAGCUUGGUAAACUUUUCAACCUGCAUGUGCUCGGAAUUCACGGAAAUCCGCUCGGCAAGGAUGUGCUCUCGAUCUACAACGAACCGAACGGGACGUCCAAAUUGCUGAUGUACAUGUUGGACAAUCUAUCAGUUACGGUUGCUCCGCCACCACAGCGGCCCUGGAUCCCACUAGCCAGACCCAAUCGCAACCGUGGUGCAUGUAUAUUUACGGUCAUGUGCUACAACGUGCUGUGCGAUAAGUACGCGACGAGACAGAUGUACGGCUACUGUCCCAGCUGGGCAUUAAGCUGGGAAUACAGGAAAAAGGCUAUUCUUGACGAAAUCCGACAUUACGCGGCGGACAUCAUCAGUCUGCAAGAGGUGGAAACCGACCAAUUCUUUAACUUCUUUAAGCCGGAGCUUAAGAACGAUGGCUAUGAAGGCAUCUUUUCACCCAAAUCGCGAGCUAAAACGAUGUCGGAAGCGGACCGAAAGUACGUCGAUGGUUGCGCAAUCUUUUUCCGUUCUGCAAAGUUUACGCUAAUUAAGGAGCAUCUGGUCGAAUUCAAUCAGUUGGCGAUGGCUAACGCCGAAGGUUCGGACAACAUGCUCAAUCGCGUGAUGCCGAAGGACAACAUCGGACUAGCGGCACUGUUAAAGGUGAAGGAGAGUGCAUGGGAGAGUGUUUCCCCAGAAGCGGCCCAGAUCUCGCAGCCGAUCCUGGUGUGCACGGCGCACAUCCACUGGGAUCCGGAGUUCUGCGACGUGAAGCUCAUCCAAACGAUGAUGCUGAGCAACGAGCUCAAGACAAUAUUGGACGACGCAGGGCUGAGCUUCCGGCCAGGACACAAGGUCGAUGUAAAUAACGUGCAACUGGUGCUGUGUGGUGACUUUAACUCGCUUCCAGACUCUGGUGUGAUUGAAUUUCUAAGUGCCGGGCGUGUAUCAAUGGACCAUCAAGAUUUCAAGGAGCUGGGCUACAAAUCCUGCCUGCAGCGUAUAUCAAAUUGUGAUACACCAAAUGAAUUUACUCAUUCCUUUAAACUAGCGUCAGCGUACAGUGAAGAUAUAAUGCCAUAUACAAAUUAUACAUUCGAAUUUAAAGGUAUUAUCGAUUACAUAUUCUACUCGAAGCAGGGCAUGGUGCCGCUCGGGCUGCUCGGUCCAAUCUCGUCCGACUGGUUGCGGGAGAACAAGGUGGUCGGUUGCCCCCAUCCGCACAUACCGUCCGAUCACUUCCCGCUGCUAGUCGAGCUCGAGCUAAUCCAUAUGCCAACGACGGGCGCCCAACCGAAUGGGCUGAUCGGUCGAAGGUAGCAAUAAACAGCUGCUAGCAAUGUAAUAGCCAGUAGGCAGAAUGACACCGUGCAAAACUGACUGCAUAAUAUGACCUCC
Messenger RNA from Anopheles marshallii, 1725 nucleotides. RefSeq names its product CCR4-NOT transcription complex subunit 6-like (gene twin). The record is from RefSeq and is a predicted model, not a curated record. Gene Ontology annotation, biological process: nuclear-transcribed mRNA poly(A) tail shortening. Gene Ontology annotation, cellular component: CCR4-NOT complex; cytoplasm; nucleus. The coding region runs from base 1 to 1647 and encodes 548 amino acids. NCBI's taxonomy places the organism in Eukaryota, Metazoa, Arthropoda, Insecta, Diptera, Culicidae. Gene Ontology annotation, molecular function: protein binding; poly(A)-specific ribonuclease activity. The transcript has 6 exons.